Phytophthora infestans T30-4 is the source of this 819-nucleotide messenger RNA. RefSeq lists its product as uncharacterized. The record is from RefSeq and is a predicted model, not a curated record. The transcript has 5 exons. The coding region runs from base 1 to 819 and encodes 272 amino acids. Lineage: Eukaryota; Oomycota; Peronosporomycetes; Peronosporales; Peronosporaceae.
AUGGCGCUUGCCCUCCGGUUCGCUGAGGAAGGCGAGUUCAGCUCUCGUGCAUGCGACAUUUCUCCCUUUGACGCUUCCGAUGUCGCUCCAAGCAAAGCUUUCUUCCGUUGGAGUCGCCCCGUGCGUCAUCUUCUGGGCCAUCAAGCUGACAACCCUGUCAGGAUCAAGACUCUCAUUGUUGCUCUGCCCGGAGCAGCCCAUCAAUUCGUGCAGCAGUUGACGGCCACAUGGACUUCAGUUGGAACUCUGGUGACCAGCGAUCAACCCAUUCCGCCUUGCAAAUUGCAGAGUAGCACGAGCUCUCCCGGUGUGAUCCUGUCAAAGACGGGAGAUAAGGUCUCCGAGGAGAACAACACGUUGGCGCUUCUAGUAGGACAAGAUGUUCCUGUGGCUGCGACGUGGGUCUGGUUAAAAACUCUGUUGGCGCACGUGGAUGCAGAGGAAAUUGUGUGUCUGGACUCGCAGCUGUCCACGAUCUACGCUGCAGACGAAGAGGCUGGAGCCAAAUUGAGGACGUUGGCAUCAUCUACUGUGACGGACGAGAUGAAGAUGACGACGCCUGUGCGACCUCUUGAAGUGCCGCAGUUUGUCACCGGUAUACCGGCGGCACUGCUGACCCACGGCGAGCUCCGCAAGCGCCACGUCCGCUUGUUCGUGAGUGUCCGUGACGUGUCGACGACUCCAAUUGACAUAAUGCGUAGCUUUCUGCCGUUAGCUGCGUCGUCUUCGUCGGCGCUCGCCGCCCUGGAGCCUCCAAUGUUCUUCAAACCCAGCAGCAGAGCAGCUGAAACCGGCUCCCUCAACGUGCUCUACACGUAA